AAGCUCUGUAAGUGAAGUUUUUAUUACGGCCACUAGAGGGAGCGAAUGCCAGCCAGGAAACUGCUUCGUAUGUAAAAGUGGUUUUCAUCUCGUUACUCAAAAUUCGGGUACUUGUGGUUUUUUUUUUUUUUGUUUGUUUGUUCUCCAAUUAUAAUUUUUUUUCUACAUGUUUCACAUUUAGAGCAGAUAGGAUUUAGCAGACUGCUUUGAGUAUUUAUUUUACAUUUAUAAGCUAAACAAAUUAUACCGCCCCAGGCCUCACAAAGAAGGCCUAUUAGGGUAGAAUUUUCCUGCAAGUACAACCCAGACAGGCGCAGGGAAGCUCGGCACGUUGAGGUAUCACAAUGGCAGCCUCUACAGAAAACUGCUUAAGCAAUUCACUAAUAAAUACACCAGAUAAUGAAAAACUGGUGAAACCGAAAGCACAGCUGCUUACAUUGCUGCGCUGUGGCGGUGCAGAAAAGGACAUUUUCACAAUGAAAGAGGUCAUGUUUUACCUGGGGCAAUACAUCAUGGAUAAAGAGCUGUAUGACAAGAAACAGCAACACAUAGUCCACUGUUCUAGUGAUCUUCUAGGAGACGUUUUGGGAGUACACAGCUUUUCUGUGAAAGAACCACGGGUAUUGUAUGCAAUGAUCUCCAAAAACCUGAUAGCUGUCAAAAAUCCAGAUCUCCACACAGCCUUAACAGAACCCAGGUGUCAGAGUGAAACAGAUAGAGGCCCAGAGGUAUCGGGCUGUGAUUCCAGUGAAGAGAAUGGUGCUGCAUGUAGUCUAACUACCGCUGGAAGGAGACGUCGGAAAAGUAACGAAUCUGACAACACAUCUGCAGAUGAUGAUAAUGAUGAGAAGGAGGAGAGUGGGCGACGUAGGAAAAGGCACAAAUCUGACAGCAUCUCGCUCACUUUUGACGAUAGCUUGUCGUGGUGUGUGAUUGGCGGAUUGUGUCGGGAGCACGGGAGCAGUGAGUCGUCCUCGGAUUCUCCCACUAAUCCUGAUGCUGACAUUGUUUCCGGCAGCGAAGACUCGGACGAAACUUGGUUCAGCCAAGAUUCCGACUCGGACCAUUUCAGUGUGGAGUUUGAAGUGGAAUCCAUUCACUCGGAUACUUACAGUCAGAACGAAGAGGCGCAGGAUCUGACCGAUGAAGAUGACGAGGUUUAUGAAGUCACCAUCAUCGAGGCUGAAGACGAUGACUCCUUUGAUGAGGACACAGAAAUUUCAGAAGCGGAUUACUGGAAGUGCUCAAAGUGCGACGAACUCAACCCACCUCUUCCUGGCCGAUGCCAUCGAUGUUGGUCACUCCGUAAAGACUGGUUUCCAGAAUUCAACAAUCCCAAAUCCUGGAACUCAAAGUCAGCUGCCCUGGACAAGCCAGGUCUAGAGGAAGGCAUUGAUGUUCCAGAUGGCAAGAGAGCCAUUUCAGAUCCCUCUUGCGGAUCGACGUUGGACGUGAACAAAAGCAAAGAUGUUUGCUCCUCGGAGGGCUGCGAAACGUUUGCUUCCGAAUCUCAGGAGACCUUGUCCUUGCAGCCAUCCACCUCGAGCACCAGUAACAGCCAAGAGGAUACCCCAGAGCUGGAGAGGGAGAGCAGUCUGGAGCCCUGCCUCCCCCAGAGCAGCGUGGAGCCCUGCGUCAUCUGCCAGAGCCGGCCCAAGAACGGCUGUAUCGUUCACGGCAGGACGGGCCACCUCAUGGCAUGCUACACGUGCGCCAAGAAGCUCAAGAAGCGCAAUAAGUUAUGUCCGGUCUGCAGACAGCCGAUACAGAUGGUGGUGUUAACCUAUUUCAGCUGAUGGCUAUUUAAUAUAAGCAAAUAUUAUUAGAAUUAUAUGCAUAUGUUUGAAGAGAUUUUUUGUAUAUUGUUUUUUUUAAAUCCAUAAAAUUUAAAUAUUUUAGGAAAAUUGUAUUGUUAAUAACAUAGAUGCCUUUUUGACAGGUUGCGAUCUCAAGUUUAAUGUCGCUCAGAAAAGAUUAUUUGAAAAAAAAAUUUAAAUCUGGUUUUGGACCAAAGGUUGUCUAUGGUAACACAUAAAUGUCAUCAUUUUGUGAAAGUGGUACUGCAUUUCUUUGCAUGUAUACACUUUUGAGAAUACUUGAAGUCGGGGACCAUUCUAAAAUGUGCCUUUAGUGAACAUGCCUCAACCUGUGAGUUCAUAAAGCAGUUCUGAUAGCUAUGAUCAGUGGUUCUCAUUUAUGGCUCUUUCGUUCAAUUCAGUUCCAUUCCAGGACCUACCAUCCAUGUCUUUAAUUAUUGAACUGAGCCGUCUAGAGCCUUGCUUCGGACCUGGGGGGUGCUUCCCCUAUAACAGCAGUACUUGUGACUCUAAGAUUAUUCCGCUUAUAAGAUUAUAACCAUCUUUCUGUGUAUUUCCCAAACCUCUCGAGAUUCUCACAAGCAUCCAUUUGGUUUUCAAGUAUCACUCAAGGGUGUAAUGGUGGGGGAACAAGUUUAGUCAUUUUUGUUUGAAAUCUACAACGAUGACUAAGUGCUAGGUUUCUGAAGAUUCAAAUAAAACUAUUCUUUUUAAAGCAGCAAUA
Messenger RNA from Acipenser ruthenus (sterlet), 2541 nucleotides. RefSeq names its product E3 ubiquitin-protein ligase Mdm2-like. The transcript is spliced from 11 exons. Gene Ontology annotation, molecular function: identical protein binding; ubiquitin protein ligase activity. Gene Ontology annotation, biological process: regulation of cell cycle; negative regulation of apoptotic process. Gene Ontology annotation, cellular component: nucleus. The record is from RefSeq and is a predicted model, not a curated record. Lineage: Eukaryota; Metazoa; Chordata; Actinopteri; Acipenseriformes; Acipenseridae. The coding region runs from base 345 to 1796 and encodes 483 amino acids.